Messenger RNA from Lactuca saligna, 396 nucleotides. The record is from the annotation of a GenBank genome assembly. NCBI's taxonomy places the organism in Eukaryota, Viridiplantae, Streptophyta, Magnoliopsida, Asterales, Asteraceae.
AUGUAUGUUACACCGGAGAAUUAUAAGUGUAUAGGUGAUAAUGAUGUUGAUGUGGUGGAUAAGGUUGGUAAUGAAUCUGGAAAACAAGAAGUUCCAUUUUUGCAUGAUGUUGAACUAAAAGGUUUUGAUGAGUUUGCGGAUUGUGACAAGUUGGAUAUACCCGGCCUAGAGAGUGAUUAUAAUGGAGAAGAAUUUGAUGAUGAACCUAAACUUAUUUAUUCAGAUACCAUGUUUCAUGGUAAGCCCCCAUUGCCUUCGUGUCCUGUAAAUGAUAAUGUGAACAUUCAAUGUCAGAGGUUGGAUAUAAAUGAAAAGAUUAAGGUUUUAGACAUUUUUGAUGACAAAGAGUCGCUCAAGCUUGCAAUUGGAAGACAAUGCAUGGAACAAGGUAAGUAG